AUGUACUUGGUGCUCAUCAGCAGCUUGUACCAAGCUGCCCAGACUGCAGAGGGCGAUGACAUGAUGACAUCGAUGCAGUCUGCAGGAUUUGGAGAUAAACUUGAUAGGAAGGCAUAUUAUGGAUUCAUCAAGAUUUUAUGCGGGAUUGAGUGGGUUGAGCAUGCUGUCAAGCCGUCAAGGUAUUCCGGGCAUGCUCCUGGAGUAAAAUCAUAUAGCUUGUUCAUUGAGAAGCUGGCUAGGCACAAUUUAGGGGAUCAUUCCAAUGCACUGUUCAGGGAGUCAGUUGCACGUGGUGUACAUGUGGCACAAGGAGAGUAUAAUAUUGACAAAAGGUAUGUCAAGGUAAAGAAGGAGAGUAAGGUGAAGAAGAGGUUGACUUUGCCAAAGAAGAUGAGAUUGAAGAGCAAGAGGUUAUACAAGCACAGAAUGAGCUUUGUCAAGAAGCCCAAUCGUCGAAUGCUCCGUGCUUAA
Molecule: messenger RNA, 471 nt
Organism: Miscanthus lutarioriparius
Lineage: Eukaryota; Viridiplantae; Streptophyta; Magnoliopsida; Poales; Poaceae
Source: the annotation of a GenBank genome assembly